AUGGCAAAACAGGGAGGACAUAAGGUAUUUCCAGCACACUUGGUAGCCGAAGCUAUUUCAACACUUCAUGGGCUUGACCUAAGAUGGUCAGGCCCUAUCACACCACACGAAAUGGAAUAUGUCAAACAAUAUAUUUUUGCAAAAUACCCUGAAUAUGGUAACGGCCUUAUAGUUGAAGAGGGAGACAAGAUUGAUUUAUACAAUCUUUGUAGCAACGACGAGUCGAAUUUAGAAGCAAGUAUGAGCGACGACAAAAGGAGGUAUUCUCCUAGAGUUAUUUCCAUAAAAGACUCGUCUUCACCUUCUUCCUUUAGUCCCACAAAUGAUCUUGAUGGCACGCAAUUAGCGCCUUCAAAAUUGCUAGGAAUUCUAAACAAAAAAUCUUCAUUUGAAGGUAACUUCAUGUCGAUACCGGAGAUCCAGGCACGAAAUAAGGCCUUACAAAAUUGUGGACUGCAAGAAGAUGAGUAUCUUGUUUUAUUCACACCAACUUUUAAAGAAGCUUUGGCAAUGAUUGGAGAAUCAUACCCUUUCUUUAGAGGGAAUUACUACAUGAGUAUUAUUAGUGAAAAAGAAGACUCUAUUAGAGAAUUCGUGACCACUAAAGAGUCCAAAGUCAUAGCGGCUCCAGAGUCGUGGUUGGAUCUACGGAUCAAAGGGUCACAACUUAGUCAAUAUUUCAGAAGAAAGAGCAAGUAUAGUCCUAAAGGACUAUUUGCGUAUCCAGCAUAUAUCAAUGGGACUAGUUACUCGAUGCACUGGAUAUCAGAGGCCCAUCGAAAUUCCUGGCAUGUUCUUUUAGAUGCGAGUGAAAUAGACCCGACAAAGGAACGGUUAACAUUGGCCCUUCAUCGGCCUGAUUUCGUGAUUUGUAGUGUAGAUAAUACACAUGCUCAACCGUCGAAAAUCAAUUGCCUUUUGGUGAGGAGAAAAUCGUUCGAGACUGCUCAACCUUUAACUGAGUAGUGACUCUUGAUAUCUAUAUCGAAAGGGUUUGUAAAACCUGUUUUGCGUGUUUAUGGUUUCUUUGAGGUGUAUGGGUCAAAUAAUUUUGCCAUAUUGUUUGUAAUAACAGAACGUUAAUUUGUAAUA
This is a messenger RNA of Erigeron canadensis, 1092 nucleotides long. RefSeq lists its product as uncharacterized. NCBI's taxonomy places the organism in Eukaryota, Viridiplantae, Streptophyta, Magnoliopsida, Asterales, Asteraceae. The record is from RefSeq and is a predicted model, not a curated record. Bases 1 to 966 code for a protein of 321 amino acids. The transcript has a single exon.